Megachile rotundata (alfalfa leafcutting bee) is the source of this 1359-nucleotide messenger RNA. RefSeq names its product protein archease (gene Archease). Gene Ontology annotation, biological process: tRNA splicing, via endonucleolytic cleavage and ligation. Gene Ontology annotation, cellular component: tRNA-splicing ligase complex. The record is from RefSeq and is a predicted model, not a curated record. Lineage: Eukaryota; Metazoa; Arthropoda; Insecta; Hymenoptera; Megachilidae.
CUCGUGCGGCCCUGUACGUAGCGCCAUCUUCGUAGUAGAAUUUCCCGCAGGUACCGCUGGUCCACCAUUGAUAAAACCUGUCAGUGAAUCAGCUGAUCAGUUAUUCACGUACGCUAGAUCAGCUGUGCGCAAUCAUGGACGCGUUGAAUGAAGAAGAUUUUGUAAUACCUCCCGUUAAAUACGAAUAUUUGGAUCACACCGCCGAUGUGCAAUUACACGCAUGGGGUGAUAAUAUGGAGGAAGCUUUUGAACAAUGUGCAGUGGCCAUGUUCGGGUACAUGACGGAUUUAGAGCGGGUUCAGAUAACGCAGGUGCAAGAAGUGGAGGCCGAAGGACACGACAUGGAGAGCCUGCUCUUUCAUUUCCUUGAUGAAUUAUUGUUCAUGUUCAGCGCUGAACCGUUUAUCGUUGCUAAGAAAGUGAAGAUCACUAAUUUCGACCGCGAGAACUUCAAGAUCACCGCAAGAGCGUUAGGAGAAGAAUUCACGAUAGGCAAACAUUCGCAGAACGCCGAAGUAAAAGCGAUCACGUACUCGGCCAUGCAGAUCCACGAACCUCCAAAAACGGAACGUCCGGAAAUUUUCGUGAUCGUUGACAUAUAGUCAGUUUUGGGCCCCGUUCGUUUGAUUCCUUGACGCGCCCUUGAGAAUGGCUUUAAGUUAACGAAAGUGGGGACGAACGCAUACAGGAGCAAGAAGGGAAGGUACACCUCCCUUACGCCCUACUGGGGUACGAUCUUUUUGUAGUUCGAAUGCGUAGGGUUCAAAUAAGUACGUUACGAAGAAAACACCGGGCUCCCUUCUUGGCGACCUGACUCAGACUCGUGUCAACGACUCGUGGAACCCUCACACUUGUAGGAUGAUUUAUUUUCGUAGUACAAAGACUUGCUUAAACGUUACAUCAUGUUUUAUUGGAAAAACGUAACUGGUUUAUUGACAAUACAUUUAUAAACAAAAGCAGAUAUAGUUUGUUUACAAAAAUGGCACAAAAUAAUGUUCUAAAAGUUGUGAAAAAUUAUUAAGUAAAAAGCUUUUAAAAUGUUUUAUAUUUUUAGCAAAACGUUACUGUAAUUCAAUUAAUUUACUGUAAUUACUGUAAUUGAAAUUAACUUAUCAGGUCAAGUAAACUUUUCUUGGCUAAAUUCAGAUGUAUAUACAUAUUGUUAGAUUUUUGUCUGCAGUCAGUUUACUAUGAAAAAGUCACCCUAUUAUACAAAUGCUUAACCACCUGUAAAUAUCAAGAUUUUUUAAAUAUUAUCUGUAAAUAUUUCCAGAUUUUGUUAGAACUACAGUACUUCACAAAUGUAAAAAUUAAACAUGUAUUUUUGUAUGCAUAUAAUAAAAAUCCCAUGGCACAUUA